GAAAAGAGCAUUUUGAUUUUUAGGAGAAGAGAAGAGCAGAACCAGCAAGGGUUUUUGCAGGGUAACAGCGUGAAGAAGAAGAAGGAGAGAAGAUGGGUAAGGGCAAUCCACACAAAUCGGGAACCGCCAACGACCUUCAUACGGCGGCAAGGUCCGGCGAUCUCACCGCCGUUCAGUCAAUUUUGAUUUCAAAUCCUCUCGCCGUUAAUUCCAGAGAUAAGCAUUCCAGAACACCACUGCAUUUAGCAGCAUUUGCCGGGCAUGCGGAGGUUGUAAGUUAUCUGUGCCAGAACAAGGCUGCUGUUGGUGCUGCUGCUAUGGAUGACAUGGCUGCGGUACACUUUGCGGCGCAGAAGGGGCACUUGAGAGUUGUUCAGGCUCUAGUUUCGGCUGGGGCCUCUAUCAAAUCCUUUACUCGCAAAGGAAUGAGUCCGUUGCAUUAUGCUGCUCAAGGUUCUCAUUUGGAGCUUGUUAAGUACUUGGCCAAGAAAGGGGUUAGCCUCAGUGCGAAGACAAAGGCGGGGAAGACGCCUUUGGAUCUUGCUACUGAUGAAGAAGUUCGCUCUUUUCUGGAGGGAUAUGAAAGAUCAGCUAAGAAUGGAGAAUCAAAAGAUAAGGAUGUAGGUGGAGAAUCUAAAGAUAAAGAUGGAGCUGGAGAAUCUAAAGAUAAGGAUGAAGCUGGAGAAUCUGAUACAAAGGCGCUGUCAUUGGAAUCGGAAGGUAAUUUGGGUGCUGAUGAACGUCCUGCAGCUGUUGUUGAUGAAGAAAAAGGUGAGAGAGAGAAGAGGAAGGGUAAUGAAGAUGAUGAACCAAGAGAAGACUUACCACAACCGAAAAAGGCAAGAGUGAAGCUAAGCCAUCUCCAAAGUUCAGAUGAUGCCGAAGAAGAAGAAAACAUGUAGGUUGGUAGAGAUAUAGUAGAAGAAAACUCGGUCAUCAUAUCUGUAAUAGUAGCUGAUUUGUAAAGCCCUUUGUUGGGUUAGUAGACUUGGACCAGCUAUUCACACUGUUUUAUGAGUUAUUAACAAAUUCUCCUCCUAUCGAGUUAUUAACAAAUUUUGAACUUAUAAAGUUUUAGCUGAAACCAAGGAAGAGGGAAUUGGAGAAUAGCUUUUACUUUUGUCA
Lotus japonicus is the source of this 1125-nucleotide messenger RNA. RefSeq lists its product as uncharacterized. Gene Ontology annotation, biological process: positive regulation of transcription by RNA polymerase II. The record is from RefSeq and is a predicted model, not a curated record. Gene Ontology annotation, cellular component: nucleus. Lineage: Eukaryota; Viridiplantae; Streptophyta; Magnoliopsida; Fabales; Fabaceae. Bases 93 to 902 code for a protein of 269 amino acids. The transcript is spliced from 2 exons. Gene Ontology annotation, molecular function: transcription cis-regulatory region binding; protein binding.